Messenger RNA from Westerdykella ornata, 2020 nucleotides. RefSeq lists its product as uncharacterized. The record is from RefSeq and is a predicted model, not a curated record. Lineage: Eukaryota; Fungi; Ascomycota; Dothideomycetes; Pleosporales; Sporormiaceae. The coding region runs from base 162 to 1802 and encodes 546 amino acids. The transcript is spliced from 3 exons.
AGCCCAAAUUCCAUAUAAACAUACCUUUCAACCCUACUUUUCCUCUCAAGCAACUACCUUCAGUUUCAACCCAGACAACCCACACAACCCACCGUUUCCAAGUUCUGAGGACGCAUUGUCCCAAUCGAUCUGAUCCUGCAAACACUUCCUCUUCAGGCUGCAUGGCACAGACUUCUACUCGCUCGCUACCUCUCGCGUACCAUGGACGGUGCGACAAACAUGAGGAAACGUCCAUCUUCUUCAAGUGCAACGGAACCCGCACAGACGGCACUCCGUGCACCUCCAGUCCGCGUUCAGAGCCGUACCACAAUUACUUGCCCACAUGCGGCCGUCAUAAACAUCAGAUGAUAGAGGCCGCACGGUGCGAAGCAAUCGAGAGUUGCGGAAAACCCUGCUAUCGACUAUCUGCGGCCGACCCCCCCUUUAACCUGUGCCUUAUACACUGCGGAGGCACAAGCACUCUUCGCUGCUACCUGAUGGAGUUGCCUGCUGAGAUUCGAAUGAUGAUACUCGGGUACGUACUCCCCGCGAAAGUGCCGGCCCGCCGUUAUCACAGGUCUGUGCCUUGGAAAACCUAUGGCCUGGACCUGGCCAUCUUGAAGAUGAACAAGCAGAUCUGCCGUGAAACGCUGGACGUGCUCUAUGGGAAAUCGGAAUUCGAGGUAAUCGUCACGCAUGACAAGAUGAGCAUGAUGGAUAGGACGUGGAAGCGGCCUAGUGCCGGCGGGUCGGUCCUAACAUGGACGCAGGUGCAUCCUCCGAGCAUCUUGCAGCGGAUUAGAAAGGUGAAACUGCGGGUCUUGCUCGGUGGUGGUACAGUCCUCCUGCCUCUUCACGUCGGAGAACCUUCUUCAUGGAUGAAUCAUAUUACAGGGAUUGACUCUUCCCUUUUCCAGUCGCGGGACAUGGUCCGCAAACUCGUUUGGGUCCUGCAAUCCAACAAGAUGACACACCUUUCCGUCGAACCCGAACUUCAAGCCCCCUCAACUUGGGAGGCCGAUGAGGUGAUGGCGGCCAUCCGCCUUGCCUUGGAGCCUUUCCGAGAACUCACUGUAUUGAAGUCAAGGAUCCUCGGUCCACUGACGGUGACAUAUCAUCGCCGUAACCGAAACUCAUCCCCAGUGACCCGCCACGUUGGAGCUCCCAAUCCACGCCGUGCUGAGGCCGAAGAUGGGGAAUACCGCCUCUACCAGCGGAACUUCUCAACCGAACUUCCCAUGCACAUGUGGUCCGGUAGGCUUCCUCUGCCUCGCCCCGCCGUGGCCGCCUUACGCUUAUACGCCGAACUGGAGCUUUUCAGCUCCGCCGUCUUCAUGAAGAACCCGUCACUGACUACACCGGCGAAGGCCUCGGACAGCGAGCCCUUUUCCGGCCUAGACCGGGUCAUGCAUCUCGCGCGCCUUGCACACGAGCAAUGCGAUCUCGUCAUGCUGGAAACUAUCAAGUCCGCCGUCCUGCAGAGAUGGUGCCAAAAUACACACGUCGCAUCUUUGCAGGGUCGGCAGGUAGGCUAUGCCGCUAGGCUGCUGCUGAGGAGUUCGCCCGUAGUGCCUCCGGCCGCUGUGCCUCCUCAGUAUGUAGACCGUCGGUGGGAUAUGUUGCGGAUGGGUCGCCCUCCUCGCUUUGCUGGGACGACGGGUCAGCAACACGCUGAGGAAUUAGUAAUGACCGAGGACGAGGCGAGGGUGUACUAUCAUCUGCCUGGACGGGGUGUGACAUGGUCGAUGCCGAAGACGCCGCAGAUGGUACGCGCUGCGAGAGAGCGGGCUAGGCAGUUACGCGGUGGGUAUGGUGGAUCUUGAGAGGCCCCGAGAAACUGCGUGCAUCAAUUUUUGGGCGUCGUCGGCUCUGAGGUUUCUCUGUCCGCCUCUACGCCGGUGCAGACAUGAGCAUGUAUCAGUAGGUGUAGGUGAAUCCACGUGGCAGGAAGGAGCGGCGGCAACGAUAUCUGUGCUUGCGUUUCAAGUGGGAAAAACGGCGGUGGUUUGGAGGCAGUUAUUCUUUAUUUCUCCAGUCAUUG